This is a messenger RNA of Panicum hallii, 2209 nucleotides long. RefSeq names its product zinc-finger homeodomain protein 8-like. Gene Ontology annotation, molecular function: DNA-binding transcription factor activity; transcription cis-regulatory region binding. Gene Ontology annotation, cellular component: nucleus. The coding region runs from base 253 to 1131 and encodes 292 amino acids. NCBI's taxonomy places the organism in Eukaryota, Viridiplantae, Streptophyta, Magnoliopsida, Poales, Poaceae. Gene Ontology annotation, biological process: regulation of developmental process; regulation of DNA-templated transcription. The transcript has a single exon. The record is from RefSeq and is a predicted model, not a curated record.
CGGACUCGUGCCGGGCACGGGGGGCCGGGUGACAGCGACCCAGCGGCGGGCGGGCGGGCCGCGGCGCCGCGCGCGGAUAAAAACCCCUGCCGCGCUCCGGCCUACCGAGACGGUCACCGCUGCUGCUGCGAAAGCGAUAGCCAGGUAGAGCUGGGCGCCGGUCGGGAGGGAGAGACGCAGCACGCGCGCGCGCGAGGCCACCACCGUCCACCGCGCCUGGCAGUGGGGACUCGUCGGUUGAGUGGAAGGGACAUGAUGGACCAGCUGAGCCUGGUGCCCUACGAGGGGGCCGGCGGCGGCGGCGGCGGCGGAGACGGCAAGUACAAGGAGUGCAUGCGCAACCACGCGGCGGCCAUGGGCGGGCAGGCGUUCGACGGCUGCGGCGAGUACAUGCCGUCGUCUCCGGACUCGCUCAAGUGCGCGGCCUGCGGGUGCCACCGCAGCUUCCACCGCCGCGCCGCGGGCUCCUCCUCGUGCGGCGCCGCGGCGCCCGUGUUCUUCCGCCCGCCGCCGCCGGCGCCGCCGCUGCACUACCAGCACCACCACCACCACCAGGCCGCGCUGCAGGCGUUCCUCCCCUCGGUGCCUGCGGCCGCGCCGCCGCACCUGGCGCUGCCGUACCACGCCGUGCCCAACGCCGCCGCCGCCGCCCCGUGGCUCGCGCGGUCCGGGUCCGAGACGCCCCCGCGCGCUGACGACUUCGGCGUCGCUGGCCUCGGCCUCGGCGGCAGCGCGGGCGGCGCCGGCAGCGGCAGUGGCAGCGGCAGCUUCGGGCGGAAGCGGUUCCGCACCAAGUUCACCCCGGAGCAGAAGGAGCGGAUGCGCGAGUUCGCGGAGAAGCAGGGGUGGCGCAUCCAGCGCAACGACGACGGCGCCCUGGAGCGCUUCUGCGACGAGAUCGGCGUGAAGCGGCAGGUGCUCAAGGUGUGGAUGCACAACCACAAGAACCAGCUCGCCUCCACCUCCCCCACCUCCGCCGCCGCCGCAGCCGCGGGCAUCGGCAUCAGCCCCGCCGGCCCGGGCAUGGGAACCGGCGCCGGCGCCUCCGGCGACGGCGACGACGACGACACCGACGACUCCCCGCCCCGCGCCGCCGUCUCCUCCCCCUCCCCGUCCCCCAUCAGCGUCUAAUGAGCUCCGCCGCUUAAUCCCUAGGGUUUAGCAACUAAUUAGCUCUAGGUAACUGUCGGUCAGUACUCAGCACCUGCUCCAGCUUGCUCCCACCACCACUACCCACCCCCUCGUGCUCAUGUUAACCUCCCCUCCCUGCCCCCCGUGAUGCGGCCGCUCCGUACGUCCGUGCGGCCACGGGGGGCACGUCUGUCAUUUCCCCCCUCCCGCCGCCGCUUAAUUGGAGUGAGUAUUCUAGUUCUAGCCUUGCUGCUAUAGAAGCCGCAUUGUCUCCUCCUAAUCGUACCCGUCAACCGUCAUCAGUGACUAAUGAUUCGAGUAAUGCUAAAUCCACCUGAAAUGCUUCGGAGUCGGUGCGUGGAAAUCCCCUGUGGAAGGAUCUGAGUUUUUUUUUUUUUGGGUAUGAAUUGGUCGCGUCAUUUUCUUGAUACGACAAGUAAUCGCAUUGCUCCUGUCUGGUACUAGUCUCUGCAACGGCGGCCGGACUUGCUUGUGGCUGUGCGCGCUUCGGGAUCGGUGGGUGGAGGUUUCCCAACGCGGGCGGCGCGCCGGCCGGCCGGCCGGCCUGAUAUUUUGUUGCCAUUUGCGCCCUGCGCCGCGGCCGGCCGUGCGGCGGCUUGGCUGGCGGUGGUGGAGCCGGGGGCUCGCCCUGGCUGCCUGCCGAUGGCUGGGCUGUGCUGCGCCUCUAGGCCCUGGCCUCGCUUUCCGCUGGUUCACCGGUGUGGCUGGCUGCGCUCGUGCCGCCGCGGGGCCGGCCGCCGCUUUCCCAGCCGGUGUGGGGGCGCCGGCCGGAGGCGCGUCGCGUCGCGCCCCUCGCGAGUUGUCUUGUCGGGGCGUGUCUGUGUCGACGCCCGGCCGGCCGACGGGUACGUACACGGCGUAGCGUAGGGUGGUAGCGGGUAGGGGGUGAUGAUGCGCGGCUGCUAGGCCGGCCGGCGCCGCUGGGGGCUUUCGGUGCGGGGCAGGAUCCGACACGGAUCGCUCCGUCCCGUUGUGUCCCUCCCGCUCUGCAGCCCUGGGACGGACGUCGCAGCUCGGGUUGCGACGAGGCCCCCCCGUGUUUGCUUGGUAGGAGACC